AUGUCUGCCCGGCAAUACGAGUCGGUCGCUUCAGACGACAAGGCGGCCGACGAGUCUUCCACUUCGGCGCGCCUGACGCCGGACUCGGACUCGGAUGAUGUAAAUCUCGACCAAGUCGAAGCUGAAGAUGGGUACGAGUUGACGUCAAUGGGCAAGCAGAGCCCCAGACUGGAAGAGCACGCGACAGCUGGAGCUGAAGAGGACGACGACGAUGACCAGGCGCCGCUCGCUGGUGGACGGCGUAGAAGACAGAGCAGCGUCCAGUCCUUCGAGCUGUACACACCGCAUGAAGAACGACGUGUGAAGCGAAAGCUGGACAUUCGCCUGGUCCUUUUUGUCGCGCUGCUGUACAGCAUCUCGUUCCUUGAUCGCUCCAACGUCGGCCAGGCCAAGGUAGCUGGCCUCACACGCGACCUCAACUUGUCCGACGACCAAUUCGAAUGGUUGCUCACCGCCUUCUACAUCGCAUAUGUCUUAUUCGAGUGGAUGACCCUCUGCUACAAGAUCUUCCCACCGCACAUCUACAUCAGCUGCUGCGUAUGCGCAUGGGGUGUACUGGCCUCGCUGCAGUCGUUAAGCACAGGGUUCGCCUUCAUACUGAUCCUACGCGGAUUGCUAGGCAUUGGAGAGGCCGCCUUUGUUGGCAUACCGUUCUAUCUGUCCUUCUUCUUUCGCCGAGAUGAGCUGGCUUUUCGAACCGGUAUCUUCAUCGCAGCAGCCCCACUCGCAACCAGCUAUGCCAGCUUCCUUGCGUAUGUUAUUAUGUGGUUAGGCCAAUCCACUGGCAUUGCAAGUUGGAGGCUGCUCUUCCUUCUUGAAGGAUUCCCCGCCUGCCUUGUAGCAGUUUGGGCGUGGUAUUGGAUUCCUGACAAUCCAGCAACCGCUAGAUGGCUCACAGCCCGCGAGAAAAAAGUUGCGACGAUGAGGAUGCGGAAUGAGUCGGCGGUAGACAUGAAGUCGGAGAAAAGCAAUGCCCUCCAUACGAAUGUUCCACGACACAAGAGGAAGUUCAAGUGGGACGAAGUUCAACGCACACUCAUUGAUCCCAAAUCUUACCUCACCGCGGGCAUGUUCUUCUGCUGCAACGUCGCCUUUAGCAGCAUGCCGGUCUUUCUGCCCACCAUCGUUAACCAAAUGGGCUACACACGCCUCGCAUCGCAAGGACUCUCCGCACCGCCCUUCCUUUUCGCCUUCCUCGUCGUACUUCUUACGACUCUCGUCUCCGAUCGCAUCAAGUCUCGAAGCAUCCCAAUGAUAGUACUCGCCCUACUCGCGAUGAGUGGAUACGUUUUCCUCGCCGUGGCCGGUGCACUACAGGUUGGACACACAUUGCGCUAUCUUGCAGUAUUUCCCAUUUGCGCGGGCUUUUUCUCGGCUGUCGCCAUCGUCAUAACUUGGACAAUCAACAACCAGGCUAGCGAUGAAGGGAAAGGCACGGGCAUGGCGGUCUUGAACGUCAUCGGUCAGAUGGGGCCCUUGCUGGGCACCCGGCUCUAUCCUGACAGCGAUGCUCCUUACUUUGUAAAAGGCAUGAGCGUGUGUGCGGUAGCAAUGGCGCUUGUUGGCAUUCUAGCAUUUGUUUUGAGGUUGGUACUACAGAGAGAGAACGCAAGACGAAAGUCGAAGUGGAGGGGUGGUGUAGGUGAUGCUGGGAAGGAGUUUAUCUACAUUAUAUAA
This is a messenger RNA of Zasmidium cellare ATCC 36951, 1677 nucleotides long. RefSeq lists its product as uncharacterized. The coding region runs from base 1 to 1677 and encodes 558 amino acids. Gene Ontology annotation, biological process: transmembrane transport. NCBI's taxonomy places the organism in Eukaryota, Fungi, Ascomycota, Dothideomycetes, Mycosphaerellales, Mycosphaerellaceae. Gene Ontology annotation, molecular function: transmembrane transporter activity. The transcript has a single exon. Gene Ontology annotation, cellular component: membrane. The record is from RefSeq and is a predicted model, not a curated record.